This is a messenger RNA of Eriocheir sinensis (Chinese mitten crab), 2372 nucleotides long. Its product is annotated as 3'-5' ssDNA/RNA exonuclease TatD-like. Gene Ontology annotation, molecular function: single-stranded DNA 3'-5' DNA exonuclease activity. The record is from RefSeq and is a predicted model, not a curated record. Lineage: Eukaryota; Metazoa; Arthropoda; Malacostraca; Decapoda; Varunidae. Gene Ontology annotation, cellular component: cytosol.
CCCGCCCCGCCGCCUAUACACGGUGAGGAAACGUCAGAGAACUUGGCCGUGUCGGUAACGUUUAUCCGCCCUUAAAGUCCACCUGUGCUGCCGUGCCCGAGUCUAGGUCACCUGGAGGAUAAUUAACACCCAAAGUCUUACCUCCGCCCCCCGCCGCGCCCCGUACCACCCCCUGGGGCUCUAAAAUGAGGUGUGCCCCUGAGGAUCGUCUGCACUGAGAGCCACAGCAUCCCUGACCCAAGAGAAAAAGCAAGUGUCACCAUGGCCAAGAGCAUCACCAAGGAAGGGGACAAUCUGGAUGGGCUGGAGGGAGAAUUGCUGGCUCUCCACACCUCAGAGAACUCAGAAAAUUACAUCAUUGUUGACAUCGGAGCUAACCUCACCAACAAGAAGUUCACAAGGGACCUAGACUCCGUGGUGGGCAGAGCUAGAGAUGCAGGAGUUCACAAGAUCAUGGUAACGGGCACGACAGUACAGAGCAGCAAGGAAGCACUCCGCCUGACUCGCCUCUUCCCUGAGACUCUGUACUCAACUGCAGGAGUGUGUACAACAAUCAUAAAAUCAUGGGAUGGGGAAGGGAAUGAGGAGACAGACUAACUAACAGACAACCAAGCUGUGGUGGCUGUAGCUGUACUAAGUCUGGACUUUAAUCGAAACUUCUCCCCCCAAGACACUCAGCUUGAGGUCUUCCAGAGAGUCUCUAUGGCCUGCACCUUGAAGAAACCCCUCUUUAUACACGAACGAGAUGCCCACAAGGAGGUGCUGGAAAUUCUGGUGAAGUACAGGGGGCGCCUUCCUGCUGUUGUCAUCCACUGCUUCACCGGUGACGCCUCCCAAGCCGCCGCAUACCUCAAGGAGGGCUGCUACAUAGGACUCACAGGCUAUGUAUGGAAAGACAAGUCCGAGGACGGUGUGCGGCGCAUCCUGGAGGACGGCAUAGUUCCCCUGGACCGCCUCCUGGUGGAGACCGACUCCCCUUUCAUGUACCCCAACACUAGAGCCUCCAAGCUUCCUCCCUAUGUCAAAGAAGCUCUCACGGAAAGAUCUUUGACGUUUCUUCACCGUUACUGCACCUUUCAACGAAAUGAACCGUGCUCUUUGCCGGUAACCAUCGAGAUGAUCGCCGCUUACAUGAAGAAGAAGUCCGAUCAGGUGGCUCUUCAAACGACAUUUAAUGCCUUAAAGGUAUUUGGGUUAACCACUUGAAUUAAGAUAUUAAAAUUUGAUAAGUUCUGUACUGAAGCAUAUUUUAUGUACUCCAAGUCUUGGGAUGUUGUUCAGUGUUUUUAUUGUUGGUUUUUAAUCAUAAUGAAAAGUAGUUGAAAUUUUAUGCUUUGAAGUCGUUUCAUAUUAAUGAUAUUUCAUCUUGUCAUAUAGAUGCAUUUUCCUUAGUUAUAAUGCAGAAUUAUAUUCAGCUUUGUGGUUUUUGCCCAGAAAAACCAUCUUGUGCUGCAGCAAAGCAAUGCUUCUGCUGCGACAGUGAAUUUACUCAUAAUUAUGUAACCUGGUAGCUUGUGCUGAGUCAGUAAUGAUGUUUUUAUUAGAUGCAUAUUUUUGGUUCAGAAAAACUGUUGUGAAGGUAAGAUAUAUAAAUGAUAUAGUGUUGAGUUUUCAGUACAGUAAGUUACCGUUUUGAGUGAAAAGAAAUAUUAAAGGAAACCUUAUUUAUUAUAUGGUGCUUCCUUGGCUGUAGUAAUGAAUUGUUGAUUGUUGUAAUAGACAUCCAGCCACAAUUUUGUCCUGAGGGCCAGUAAUGCAAGAUUGUGGUGGCCAGUAAUGAAGUGAUACCGUGCUCUGUACACUAAUUGUGCUUGUGUUGCUUGAUGGCAGAUCAAUUAACCUAAAGAUAGUGGCUGUUUCAUUGCAAGGGUUGUGGUUCAUGUGGCAGGCCAAGGCUCAGACCACACCCGGGAGUGUUCUAGCUCCACUUGUGAUGGUGGAUAUUAUUGUUGUCUGAGAUGUUUGGAAAGAAGAGGUCCAACUAAUUACUAUUCAUUAAUCAUAAAAGUCACUUCUGUGGAAACUGCUACCCAUCAUUUGUUGUUCAAAAAGUUAUGUAUUGUGCUAUCGACAUAGACUUAAUUUUGGUUGCACUUUGGUCAUAAAUACUAAAUCAAAAAUUAAUAACUUAUUCCAUUUGGAAACACAUCUCCCAGAACUGUCUCUCAAGUGUAUUUUUUUUUUCCCCUUUUUGGUUUUCUCAGGAAAAGCACUAGUGAAAUUUUCAUAACUAACUUUUCUUCAUCACAUUAUAUAUAUAUAUAUAUAUAUAUAUAUAUAUAUAUAUAUAUAUAUAUAUAUAUAUAUAUAUAUAUAUAUAUAUAUAUAUAUAUAUAUAUAUAUAUAUAUAUAUAUAUAUAUAUAUAUAUAUA